AGCCUGCGCCAUUAUAAUCGAAAAGCCUCGAUCGGGUGCCCACGCGCAUGGCAAAUGGUCAGACAGAAAUAAAAAAAGUUUGAUAUUUACGUACAGACCAAAAUAUAGUUGUGAUUUUUUUGUAUCUAACGAAUUGUGACAGUGUGACAGCGUCAUUAAACCGGAAAGCUGCCUACGCGCAGGAUAAACGGACGGACUUGAUAAGAUUUGUCAGUGAAUUUGUGAUAAUGGUUGAAAACCAGUGAGUGUUAAUAGUGAUAUUUUUAAUAAAAAAGGAUAAUUUAUUUAGUGUAAAGGUGUUGGUUUAAUGAACUUGGGAAAAGACUAAAGUGAUCCAAAAUGUUGGGGAAACAUUCAAGAAUAUGCUUCGCUGUGUCGCUCGUGGUUCUGAUCAUAGCCAUCGUUCUGGUGGUGUGGGGGGCGCCCUUCAUCAUUAAAAGACAGGUGCAGAAGAACAUGCAAAUCGACAACUCGUCACUGAUGUUUGAGCGAUGGCGGAAGCUACCCAUGCCUCUGGACUUCAAGAUUUACGUGUUCAACGUCACCAACCCUGACGAAAUCAACAACGGGGAAAAACCCAAACUUGCUGAGAUCGGUCCUUAUGUUUACAAAGAAUAUCGAGAGAAGAUUAUCUUAGGCUAUGGACCCAAUGACACUAUCAAGUAUAUGCUCAAGAAGACGUUCCAUUUUGACGCCAACGCAUCUGAUGUACUUACUGAGGAUGAUGAAGUUACUGUCAUCAACUUCUCUUAUAUGGCAGCCGUGCUAUCGGUCAACGACCUUCUACCGUCGAUGGUGGGGAUGGUCAACCAGGCUUUGGAGCAGUUCUUCAGUAACCUCACUGACCCCUUCCUGAGGGUCAAAGUCAAAGACCUCUUCUUUGAUGGGGUCUACCUCAACUGUGUUGGUGAUAAUUCUGCUUUGGGUCUGGUUUGCGGCAAGAUAAAAUCGGAAACCCCACCAACAAUGCGUCCUUCCGAUGAUGGCAACGGGUUUUACUUUUCAAUGUUCUCACAUCUGAACAGGACAGAAUCGGGGCCGUAUGAAAUGGUUCGAGGGAGGGAGCAAAUUUCCGAGCUCGGCCACAUAGUAUCCUACAAAGGCAAGACGUCGAUGAAAUAUUGGGGUGACCAGUACUGUGGUCAGAUGAACGGAACUGAUUCAACUACCUUCCCGCCAAUAGAUGAGAAUAAAGUACCUCAGAGAUUGUACACCUUCGAGCCUGAUAUCUGCAGAUCCCUCUACGUCAGCCUGGUUGGGAAAUCGUCCAUGUUCGGUAUACCGGUUUACUAUUAUGAGCUCGAUUCCAGCGCACUGGCUGCGAAAAGCGCUAAUCCUAACAACAAAUGCUUCUGUAAAAGGAAUUGGAGCGCCAACCAUGACGGGUGCCUCAUCAUGGGUAUCCUGAACCUGAUGCCGUGCCAGGGCGCUCCGGCCAUCGCGUCCCUGCCCCACUUCUACCUGGCAUCCGAAGAACUCCUCGAAUAUUUCGCUGAAGGCGUCAAACCUGAUAAAGAAAAGCACAAUACCUACCUUUAUUUGGACCCGGUAACCGGCGUUGUUUUGAAGGGCUGGAAGCGACUCCAAUUCAACAUUGAACUUAGAAACAUGCCUGCCGCACCCCAGCUCGCUAACGUGCCCACUGGACUGUUCCCACUACUAUGGAUUGAAGAGGGUGCAGAAUUGCCAGAAUCCAACAGGGAAGAGCUGAAACAGUCGCACGCGCUUAUAGGCCACGUUAGUACAAUGACGUGGAUAGUGUUAGCACUAGCAAUAGUAGCGUUAGUGGCUAGUGCGGUGACUGUAGUGAGGUCCGGUGGGUUGCCGAUGUGGCCGCGAAAUAACUCUGUCAGCUUCAUACUGCGACCUAACGGCAGUGCACAGGCUAAUAAAGGGCAAUAGAGACAA
Messenger RNA from Pectinophora gossypiella (pink bollworm), 1908 nucleotides. Its product is annotated as sensory neuron membrane protein 2-like. Gene Ontology annotation, cellular component: membrane; cytoplasm. Gene Ontology annotation, molecular function: scavenger receptor activity. Lineage: Eukaryota; Metazoa; Arthropoda; Insecta; Lepidoptera; Gelechiidae. The record is from RefSeq and is a predicted model, not a curated record. The transcript is spliced from 11 exons. Bases 340 to 1902 code for a protein of 520 amino acids.